CACACUCCAUCCUCACAAACUUCUUAGCUCACACUGCCCCUGCUGCCAAGACAGAAUCACAUCACGCAAUACAACUCAGCCUCGUCAAGUAGUUGUAACAAGAUAAAGUCUUAAAAGGGGUAUGCCAAGGAGUCCGCACUCAGGUUAUCUUUUUAUCUCCUAAAAACAAGUACAUCUAAAAUGGCCGAGAAGCUGCUGUUGAUUGACACUGAUUGUGGAGUGGAUGAUGCUCAAGCAAUAAUGAUGGCUCUUGCACAGCCAACAGUUCAGGUUCUGGGAAUCACUUGUUGCCAUGGAAACACAACUGUCGACAACGUCAGCAGAAAUGUAUUAAGAGUCCUGAAAAUUUGUAAUGAAUCCAAGAUUCCUGUGUACCGAGGUGCUACUUCUUCACUCCUUGCUGAAAAUGUUGGAUUUUCUGACUUCCAUGGGCCUGACGGUUUAGGAGGUGUUCCUGAUCCUGAAGCUCCUGGGCUGGACCUCAUACAGAAGGAACAUGCUGUAACUGCCAUAAUACAAAUUGCCUCUCAGCACGCUGGCAAGAUUUCUUUGGUUGCCACUGGACCUUUAACUAACUUGGCACUGGCAGUUAAAAUGGAUCCAGCCUUUCCUCAGAGGUUGAAGGAUUUAUACAUAAUGGGAGGAAACACGGAGACCAGGGGGAAUUCAUCAGUGUGUGGAGAGUUUAACUUCUCAGUCGAUCCUGAAGCCGCAUACAUUGUCCUGAAUGAGUACUCGUGUCCUACUUACAUUGCUACUUGGGAAUACACAUGUGAGCACAAGCUUUCUUGGGAGUUCUAUGAAGACUGGGUGACCCAAGAUACAGCAAAAGCAAAAUUCAUGAAAAAGAUCUUUGCUCAUAGUGUCAAGUUUGCCCAAAGAAAGGUGGAAAACGAGGAACUAGUUUGCGAGAAUGGAUUUGUGUCUUGUGAUUCUUUCGCCAUGGCUGCAGCAGUAGACAACAGCAUUGUAAAAGAAUAUAUUGAAUGUGGUGUGAGCGUGGAGUUGAGUGGGAAACUGUGCAGAGGGAUGAUGAUUAUGGACUACUUAGAUCUCCUUCAAAAGAAACACAAAGCAUUUGUUAUGAAGACGUGCGACAUAGAAAAGUUCAAAGCCCUUCUGAGGGCUGCUUUGAAAUAAUUAGUGCAAUUCCUGCUCUGCAUUUUUUUGCAACAGAUUUGAAUCUCCUUAAAGAAAGAAUGAAACAUAACAUUGCCUAUUAAAUACCCAUUUCAGGCUACUGAUGUUUUCUGAGCUCCUUUUGGGUUGUUACAUUCAAGUAACACAUUUGAAAAAGCUGAUUUAUGCUGUUUCAGGUAAAUGUAACAUUGAGUCAGUGAUGUCCAAAAUGUUUUUUACUUUGUAUUAUUGACAUAUUGUUAAAAUUUACAUUUUAAGUAA
Protopterus annectens (West African lungfish) is the source of this 1401-nucleotide messenger RNA. RefSeq names its product inosine-uridine preferring nucleoside hydrolase-like. NCBI's taxonomy places the organism in Eukaryota, Metazoa, Chordata, Ceratodontiformes, Protopteridae. The record is from RefSeq and is a predicted model, not a curated record. Gene Ontology annotation, molecular function: hydrolase activity, hydrolyzing N-glycosyl compounds. The coding region runs from base 181 to 1140 and encodes 319 amino acids. The transcript is spliced from 6 exons.